This is a messenger RNA of Corticium candelabrum, 831 nucleotides long. RefSeq lists its product as uncharacterized. Lineage: Eukaryota; Metazoa; Porifera; Homoscleromorpha; Homosclerophorida; Plakinidae. The coding region runs from base 15 to 668 and encodes 217 amino acids. The record is from RefSeq and is a predicted model, not a curated record. The transcript is spliced from 5 exons.
UUCUCGUCUUCAUCAUGUUUUUUACCAAGAUGCUUACCCCAGUUGCCUUGUAUAACGUUUUGUUCUUGGCUUUUUCGAUCGGUGAAGUGCAGCUCUCUAUCCAUUAUGUCACGGGACCGACCAUAGAGCGUGGGCAAUCUCUUCAGUUGCAGUGUCGGGGAAAGACAGUACUGGCUCCAGUUUACUAUUGGAAAUUCAAAGACAGGCUGAUCUGUGACAGCUCCCAACCCAUCGACCGUUCGUCUAGAUUCAGAUGUCCUAACAAUGAUCUAGUUCUCCCGUUUGUCGACGCUGCAGAUGAUGGGCACUACUUCUGUCUAGUGCCAGGAGUAGGAAAGAGCCCUCUCGCCACUGUGACAGUAACCGGUACCACUGAUACACCUAGAGUCAUGAUGCCAACGCCUGCAACUAGCAGACCAAAGUCUGUUGGGACAGAACGUUCUACCAAUACAGCAACACGUCCUACUACCACAAACGACGUCUCCCCAACCGGAAGCUUGACUAGAGAUCAAGGUGGCAUUAAUACAGUGACUUCAUGUGCUGCCUUUCCAACAACCAUGCUUACUACUAACACAACAGCUAAAGCUGCAGGAUCAGUCACAUUCUGUUGUACCUGGAUUAUAAUAGUUCUUUCUGUAUUUGCUGUCGUAUGGAUUUCUACUGAUUGAUGCAUGUUGUAAAGUCAUUCGUGCAAACAAUCUGAGACGAAUGAUAAGUUAUUCUGUAUUCUCUAUUCUUAUUCAUAAAUUUGGACAGAAUGUGUUUUUGCGGUCAAUGAUGUAGAUGUACAUGUAUUUGCAGGAGCUAAAAAUUGUCUAAAAGAUACGUGUA